CCACUUCCGACUCCUCCAUUCAUUUAAGCAGAGAAGAGGCUAGGGUUUUAAGCCUGGGGCAUUUCUUCUUCUCCGCAGCUCGCGCCGCCGCCGCCGCCGCCGCAUCGGGUCCCUCACCACCGGGCACCGGCGACUCCACCUUAGCGCGGCGACCAUGGCGGAGCAGACCGAGAAGGCUUUCUUGAAGCAGCCUAAGGUGUUCCUCUGUCCCAAGAAGACCACCAAGGGGAAGAAGCCUGGCAAGGGAGGGAACAGGUUCUGGAAGAACAUCGGCCUUGGGUUCAAGACUCCAAGGGAAGCCAUUGAAGGAACCUACAUUGAUAAGAAAUGCCCGUUCACUGGCACUGUGUCUAUCAGGGGUCGUCUCAUAGCUGGAACAUGCCACAGUGCUAAGAUGAACAGAACCAUCAUUGUCCGCAGGAAUUAUCUUCACUUUGUCAAGAAGUACCAGAGGUAUGAGAAGAGGCACUCCAACAUCCCUGCGCACAUUUCACCAUGCUUCCGUGUGAAGGAAGGAGAUUAUGUAAUCAUUGGCCAGUGCAGGCCACUGUCAAAGACCGUGAGGUUCAAUGUGCUCAAAGUCAUUCCGGCGGGGUCAGCGGGGAAGAAGUCUUUUACUGCCGCUUAAGACGAUGGUGACUACAACUUCCAGGGCCCGGAAAGCUUUGAUCUUAAGAUUUUGAUGCUGCCUAGCCUUUUUUUUCACAUCUGCCAUGUACUAGGAAGUCGACUUGGAUUACUUGCAGAGCUUGAAAUCGUGAAAAUUCUUAUUAAAAAAAUCGUGAAAAUUUG
Molecule: messenger RNA, 792 nt
Organism: Phragmites australis (common reed)
Lineage: Eukaryota; Viridiplantae; Streptophyta; Magnoliopsida; Poales; Poaceae
Product: small ribosomal subunit protein uS17-like
Exons: 6
Coding region: 155-628 (157 amino acids)
Biological process (GO): translation
Cellular component (GO): cytosolic small ribosomal subunit; ribosome
Molecular function (GO): structural constituent of ribosome
Source: RefSeq, a predicted model, not a curated record